Messenger RNA from Melospiza melodia melodia, 9207 nucleotides. RefSeq names its product leucine rich repeat containing 70 (gene LRRC70). The coding region runs from base 390 to 2288 and encodes 632 amino acids. The record is from RefSeq and is a predicted model, not a curated record. The transcript is spliced from 2 exons. NCBI's taxonomy places the organism in Eukaryota, Metazoa, Chordata, Aves, Passeriformes, Passerellidae. Gene Ontology annotation, molecular function: protein binding.
AACAAAAAAAAUCCCCAAACAACAAAACCCAGCAGUUACAGACUAAGAUAGUUCUUGGUUUUCUAGAAACAAAUCAUUGAGAUUUCCUUUCUAACAAUACUUCUGAAGCACAGAUAAAAUGGCUUCCUGUCCCAGGGUUUCCUGUAUCCAUGGCAACCUGACUUCAGGCACUUCUUUCCUAGUUUCCUGAGCAAACUGUUGCAAACCCUGGGGCAAAAAUGUCAGUGUUGUAGUACACAGCAAUACUGGCUUUACCAAGGUUUCCCAGAUGAGUGAAGUUGGUCAGUUUAUAACAUAAUCUAGCGGAUUGCAAACAGCAAAAUAACGGAAAUAAUGAACUUCAGAUUUGGGUGAAGUCAGAGAGGACUAAGAAGGCCAAAGACAGGGAUAUGUGUGUUCUGCAAAGUUCUUCAUCCUGCCCAGGAGCAUUCCUGUAUAUAUUUAAUUGUUUUCUUUGGUUGCUGCUCCAGAAGGAGGCUUUUGGCUGUCCAUCUGCUUGUCAGCUCUGCACAGGGAGACAAGUUAGCUGUCGUAAUGCAGGGCUUUCGAGCAUCCCUUGGAACCUUCCUAAAACAACAAUUCUUGUUUACCUCAGUGGGAAUAAUAUAUCACAUGUCACUCCAAAUGAUCUAAGAGGCUUUCUGAAGCUUGCUGCACUCCACAUGGAUAAUUCCAGUAUUUUGUAUGUGCACCCAAAAGCUUUUGUGGAACUCCCCAAACUGUGCUACUUGCAUCUAAAUAGCAAUCAUAUUAAACGCCUGGAUCCAGGAAUCUUUGAAGGCCUUUCCAAUCUUCAUUGUUUAUAUCUUCAGAAUAACCAAAUAGCUUUUCUUCCCAGAGGAUUAUUUAGUGAUCUUCUUUCUGUUAGAUAUUUAACACUUCAAAGAAAUCGUCUCAGUGUCCUUGGAAGUGGGACUUUCUGGGGAAUGAUAAGUCUCCAAACACUAAACCUAGCAAAUAAUAAGAUUUCACGGAUAUCAGAUGCAGCAUUUCAUCAUCUUGAAAAUCUUACAUAUUUGUUUCUUGAAGGUAACAACUUACCACUUGUGCCAUCAAAUGCCAUUGGAAGGCUCAAAAAUCUUGAAAGACUUUCUUUGUCUCACAAUCCCAUUGGAUCAAUUCAGCCUUUUGCAUUUAAGGGACUUAAUAAGCUUAAAUAUCUAUCUUUGAAAAAUGUCAAGCUAAAAUGUGUUGCUGUAAACGGAUUUUUUGGAUUAAACAACCUUAGCCAGCUAAUCUUAAGUUAUAAUGAUUUAGAAACUAUAAAUUCCAGCACUUUUACCUUAUUGACGAAUUUAAUGUAUCUACAGCUAGACAGAAAUAGAAUAGGCAGUAUUGGCAAUGGUACCUUUGAAAAAAUGGGGCGGUCACUUAAAGUACUCAAUUUAGCAUUUAAUAAUAUCACAGAGUUACAACCUGAAGUGCUCAAGCCCUUAGUAUCUCUAACUCAUCUGCAGGUACAUUCUAAUCCUUGGAACUGCAGCUGCAAAAUGCUUGCAUUACUUAAUUGGCUAGCAUCAUCUUCUGUUUCUGCAAAAAUCCACUGUCAGUAUCCUCAGAGUAUGCGUGGUAGACCUUUGCAUUAUAUGAAAUGGGCUUGGUUUUCAAACUGCAUUGGCCCCACUGCCAGCCUGGGCUCUGCCCCAAGUCUGGGAUCUGUCGUGGUGCGUCACAGCGCUACCACUCUGCUGAUGGCCUGGCAUAAAGGGAACAGGCACAACACAUUGGAGCAAUUUGUCACUGCAGAAACUAAGUAUAUUGGUUUCUGGGAGGGAACUGCAGCCACAUCUUCUACCCCAUUGCCUUAUCAGGAAUAUGCUGUUGAAGUGCCAUCACAGGCAGCUACAGUGUUAUCAACAUUACCAGUGCAAAUUCCAGCAAAAAUUAUACCUACUAAUGGAAAUGUAGAAGAAGAAUGGUUGUUUACAACGGAUCCUUCUCCUGCAUCAGUAAAAACAACCCAGAUUUGUACACAACAGGUUGAAAAGCUGAAUCAAGCUUUUGAUAUUUUACUAGCCUUUUUCAUGCUGGCUUGUGCUGUUAUCCUGUUCUUAACCUGUAAAAUUAUUCAGUUUAGGCAAAAACUAAAGGUGCUGGAAAACUCAGGGGAAAAGAGUAUAGAAUAUUAUGGCUUUUAUCAGCCUGGCAGAUACAACAUUACUGACUCAGUGCAGUCUCUAACUCGGAAAUCAGUGGAACAUUCAGAACUGGACCAAAUAAGGCUGCUCAAGCGAACAGUAUCAGAAAGUCAGGCACAGGUCAUCUUGUUCGAACAUUCAUCAUUGUAAUUUAUCUCAUUUGAUUUGGUGUUAACUGUGAUAUGAAAGGUCAAGAAAUCAAGAGCUCAAUUCUGUAAAAAUACGUUUACCAAUUAAAAUCAACUGCUUAAUAGAACUGUGGAAAAUGGCACAAUUUGGGUUAUGCGUCAACAUUUGCUUACUGAAUGUUUUGAAAUUUAUUGAUUAUUUCAUUAUAUGUCAUUUCAGCCUAACAUGGAUAAGUUUAUUAACCUAGGUCCCUGUUUGUAGUAGUUUUUCACCUAUGCUCAAGUGUACAUGUAGUAUAAAGUACAGUUUAAUUUAUUUUGCCAUACUUAAUGAUGUAAAUUCCUGUAGAAAUUCCAUAGCUGUUGUGCAGCAAGCAAAAUAUCAGUUCUUAGUAGGAUCACGAAGCCAAGAAAUCUUGGGGAAUCAGAAGUGUUUCAUGUGUUUAUUGUAAUAGAGUUUAUACUCUUCCUCUAUUAAAUAAAGCACAGGGGAAACCCCCCCACAUUUACAGUUAGCAUGUUCAAAUUCAUGAGCAAGAGAAAAAUUUUAAACUAUACAAAUUCUAUUUAUACACAUAGCAUAUUGUAAUAUACAAAGUUGUGUGUUCAGUCUGUAUAAUGUUUAUAUUGAAGUGAUUUUUAUUAGCAUGUAUCUCUAUGGUUUUAUGAAAUACCCUAAAUUGGAGUUAGGAAAACCAAAAUGCUGUUGAAAUUUACCAAAGUGUGAUGACCAAAUUUAUUAUGUCUAAAGUAAUAGAGCUGGUUAAUUAUCGUCAAUAACAGAUCAUCAUCUAUGUCAUCUAUGUAGUAAUAUUUCUUAGGGACUUUUUAGCUAGAUAAGAGGUACAAAUUGAAGAAAUACACUACACUGUAAGUGUAAAUGUAAAUGCUAAAUUAAGAGCUGAAAACAUUUACAUAUUGGUUUUUAUUUGAAGGUGUCAGGUCCAGAUAUGUGUUCUUAGUUAAAGCUUCAUCUUCAAAAUAGGGAUAUUUUCUUUUAUAGUUUGCAUAUAACUUUUUAUUUCUAUUUCAAAUGUUAGUGUUCUGUUGUUGUCAGGGCAUGUCUAGUAUGCUGUAGCUUUAUUUUCAACCUGAAUGUCUACGAUUUUUGUUUUUCUGUUAAUACUAUAAUUCAAACUUUUUUUCUGGAAUUAAAUGUCAUAAAACUAUGUGCCAAAUAGUCUGAUGUUGUAAAAUCUACUUAUUUUUGUAGAUGCUGUUUUUCUUGUACAGGCUGUGCCCUAGAGAUUUUGGUCACAUUUAUAAGUUACACAGUUUACAGCUAGACCAUUUUCCUCAAAGAAAAGUGGGGAACAAUGCUUUGAUAGACUUUCCUCUGUGGUGUUGAUUUAAAUUGUGUAGAAGCAUAUUGCUGUUCCAGGCUCCAGCCCAGAGCCUGUUGCAUUCUCCAGCUGAGCCAGAGCUGCCCUCAGCAUUCUUGUUCUCUCUCCUCUCUUUCCUGCUGCUGUAACUCUGGGCUGUGCAGAUCCCAGUCAUCCUGUUUGUCCAUCUGCAGUUCUUUUCCAGCAGGGAAAAAAAAAAAUCUAUUUUCUACUACCAGGACAUAUAGAAAUCUUGACUGCACUGAGUGGGUGUGAAAGUGCAAGUAUGACUUCAUUAUUGUUUGUUAUUAGUGUAAUGAAAUAAUACUGUAUUUGUGUGUAAUUUAUUGUAUUAUAGAUCAAAUACUUCUAGGGAACACACAAUUCAGCUUAUUGGACAAAAGCUUAAACUGUUUAGUAUUGCUUGAGUAGAAACUAUUCUUUAAAAUUAUUUUCUAACUUAAGAUCAGAUGUUAAAUAUAAUGGGCAAAUGCUUUUAGGAAGGGAAAACACUGGCUGUAAUUUAUGCACCUUUCUCCAGAGGCUAAUCCACUGCAGUCUCUUUCACAUCAACUCAUUUUUGUUACCUUCUGUGUCUCCUACAUAAUUUGUUGUGAUAAAUAUUAAUUUUGUUUUCACUUAGUAACAACUGCACAAUCAAUGAUUGCAUGUAGUAGGUUCUGCAGUUUUAUGUGCUAUAAUUUUAAAUUUUUAAUUUUAUGUGAAUGCCUUCAGAAAUAGUGGACUUCAAAUGCAGUAGAAACUAGUUAAGUUUCUCUUGCUAGAAAUGCUGCUACGCCUUUUUUACAGAGGAGUUUUGCUAAUUCACAAAGGUUAAAAACUGAAUAAACCUAAUUCUCAAUUCUCAAAUCUAGCAGAGAGCAGCUCUGUUAUUUUAGGCUCUGAUUUCCACAGCUGCUCUUUACAGAAAGGCAUGAGAGCUUCUCUCUGUAGAUGCAUCUUUUUCACUGACAAGCUGCUGUGGGAGUUGUUUGCCAGGUAUGCCUCUCACCAUCUGUAGUGGGGGAACAUGAAAGGAAACUGGUGUCACAGCUGUUUGCGCAGCAGAGAGUUAGAGCCAUUGAAAGCCAUCCUUUGGAGUGGAGAUAUCCUCGAAUUACCAGCUUGCCGACACAGGGAUUAGACUGACAAGGCACUGAGAGAUUUAUUAUGCAGUUGUGAGGGAAAGGCCUUUCUUUAGCAGCCAGUAUCUUUUGUAUUUGAAUGUUCACUUGAGGAAGCCAACUCUUUAAUGUACACAUGUGGUUCAUAUGUCAAUUAAAAUCACUAGGGAAUAAUUAGAAGCCUUAGUGAAAUCUGCCCUCGUGAAGCAAAGUGGUGCUUCAUGAAGAUCAGGUUUAUGGUCAGUCACAGGACUCCCCUGGCAAUACUGUCUUAGCUGCUACUUCACUGCUUUAGGAGCUCCCUAGAACUGUGCAGCUCCUAAGGGUGUGUGUGUGUGUGUGUAAUAAUCAUUUACGUCACUUACAAUAUGUGCAGAGUAACCUCUGCUUGUCCCACUCCACCUCUUUCCUUGGCUAAUGAGAUAAGAAAAAAGAAUUAAACUUGCUCAAUAUGUAAACUAGUAAAGAUAUGAAAUCAAAUUCUUCUUGGUGUUUGCAUCAUCCUGGUGAAUGUAGAAAAGCAGAAAAUGUUUUCUUUUAUCUCUGAAAAAGUCUUUUUUCUCAUACAGAUUUUUUUCUCAUUCUCUGAGGGAUAUGCAAAGUAGAUAUGGGAUCCAUUUUAUUUAAGCAUCACUAAAAAUAUGUCAGGACAUGUUUUAACAUGAUGACAAACUUUUGUCUCCAGUAGUUUGCUAUGUAAGUGAAGUAAAAAUUAGGAAUUUUCACAUAAAACCUCAGGAUAAUAAAUUGUACAUAGAGCCGUGUGCAUUAGAAAUUAAAACAGAAUGAAAAAAACCAAACAAAGUAUGUUUUUUAUUUUCAGAAUAGAUUGGGUCUGUUCUGUCCUUUGCAAAGCCUUUAUUCUUUUAUUUAAAAACUUAUGCAAACUUCUAUUUUGAAGUUUUGAGAUUAUUUUUGUGGAAGCUGCCUUGAAUGCUAAAUUUUGUUUUCUGUUGGUGAGGUGAAUUUUAUUAACAGGCAGCAUAAAAUAUCUGUUCUGUAAUAAAAAAAAAAAGUAGUGCUUAUAUCUUUGAAACUGGAUUAUGAAGUGUUUUAGUCCCAAUUGUGAGCCUUUUACUUUUGCUGCCUACCAAAACAUUUUUUGUGCCAAUAAUUUAGGAAGACUGGGUAGAUAUAAAACCAGUUGUAGCCUGAUGGUUUUGUUUGUUGCAUUGCUAAUCUGGAUUGUAUGCAAUUCAAUGGGGGAACUGCUUAAAUGGUGUCUUCCUCCAGGUUUAAGAUUUUAGGAUGAAACAUAUUAACUCCUCUGUUCUGAAAAUUCAUCUAAAUGCAGCAUUUGUCUUCUUUGUAUCCACUCAUGAAUUUUCUAAUUAUUUCUUUAAAUAAGUAGGCUAAUUUUAGUCUCUUUGAAAAGGUAUUACUUUGAGUGACAUGGCAUGCUUUCUUAUCUAUGAAAAUAAGGCCUGAUGCGUUUUAUAAUUUUAUAUUGCCACUGAACUUCGAGGUUUCUUUUUUUAAAGCGUGAGUCUGUGGUAUCUUUAUUUUUCACCAGCGUGUGUCUUGUGUUCUAGGAAUAGUCACAGUGUUUAAUGGCUCCAUACUUGGUAAAUAUUCCAGUGGGUCUUUGGUAGAAAGAAACUGUAUGUCCCAUUUAAAGAGGAGAAAAAAGCAAAGUAAAGGAAUUAUAUUUACUGAAAGCUGCAAGCAAAUUACAUUUUGAAAGGUGCUCUACAUUCUUUUUUUUCCUUAAAAAAACCCAAAAACACUUUCAUGAAUCUUCCACUAAAGAAGUGAAGUACUAUUUCUCAUUUAUGUCAUAAAAUAGGAAUAUUCUUUCCAAGAAAUCAGUGAUUUCCUUAUGAGCUUUUGUGGUAACUGUGAAGAGCAAUAUUUUUGCUGCUCUGUGCUGAUGAGACCGCAGCUGGAGUGCUGCAUCCUGGUCUGGGCCCUUAACGUAAGGAGGACCUGAUACUCCAGGAGCAAGUCCAGGGACCGCGAGGUUGAUGAGAGGAGUGGAACGCUCUCCUAUGAAGACAGGCUGAGAAAGUUGUGGUGGUUCAGCCUGGAGAAGAGAAUGUUGUGUGGAGACCUGACUUCAAACUUCCAGUCUCUGAAAGGGCCUGCAAGGAGGCCAGAGAGGGACUGUUCAUCAGAAAUGGUAGUGAUAGGACAAGGGGGAAUGACUUAAAAGUGGGAGUAGGUCUUGAUUAGAUUUUAGGGAGAAAUUCCUUACUGUGAGGGUAAUGAAGCACUGAGUUGCCCAGAGAAGCUGUGGAUGCUCCCUCCCUGAAAGUGUUUAAGGCAAGGAUGGAUGGGGCUUUGAGCAGCCUGGUCCAUUGGAAGGUGACCUGCCUAUGGCAACAAGAGUCAGAACUAGGUGACCUCACUUUCAACCCAAUCCAUUCUGGGAUUCGUGCAACUUGGAAGGAAGAAAUAAUACAGAUAUUGGACAGCAUCCUGUAUUAUUAAGAGAAUAGUGUGUAUGAACAGGGCAUACACUUCUCCAGGGCUCAAAGUGUUCACAUUUUUCUCCAUUGAAUGCUUCCUAUCUACUAUUGAUGUGACUCUGAGGGCAUCUUGUUGGGAAAUACUAACCUUACUCAUGUUGGAAAAUAUUAACUGUUUUAGGUAUAUUCUUAAAGAUGUGUUUCAAAAACAAGGAUGAGGCAAAAGAAUCUUAAUGGAGAUGUGCUAGGCAGGACCCUUGACUUGGUGAAGAAACCUGCUCUGUCUCAGAACCUAACAGAUUCAUUCUCACAACAUGUAACAUUUUGCUGUUCUGAAUGUGAUGGGGAAGCCUUUUGGCAAAGAACUAAAUGUCUUUUAAAAUACAUAACUGGCAAUCAGGCAGUAGAAAUCAUGUCAGUUUUCAUUUUGUGGAAUUCAAGAGUUUCAAGACUGAUAUGCAAAAUACACUUCAGAUUCUGGCAUACCAAGAGUAGCUGAAUUUUAAAAAGGGAACAAAAACUAAUCCCUUUGAAAGAAAGGAUCAUGAAUGAGAUUACAGUUUUAUCAAAACAAACAUAAAAGAAAUACUUUCUAUGCUUAGUAUUCUAAUGUGGUAAGCAUUUUUUCUAAGGUAUCUAUUGUUAUUUAGCUCUUUGUCAUAUGUAUAAAAUGUUGUUGUGUGUCCGAUAAGAAAUUUUUCAAAAGCAAUUGCUGUUGUGUAAGGGGCUACAGUUCAUCCAUGUCUUCAGUUUUCACCCCAAAUAAGAAAAGGAAAUGAAAGAAUAUUAGGAAAUAGAUUUGUCUGUGUUAAAACAAUUAUCAACUACAAAGUACAAUAUAUGUUCAUGUUCGAUGCCUAUAAAUAAACGCAAUGUGUCUGCUUCUGCCUCUGCCUCUUAGGGAGCAGCAUCAGCAGCAUCUUUUUGGGAGAAUUAAGCCUGAAAUUCCAAACAGGGAGCAAUAAGGUGCAUCAGUCAGUGGCAGUCCCAGGAAAAGGGUUGUAGUUUAUGAUCACCAGUUCGGUCCUUUCUCUUUCUUUGCUGCAUGUAGCUGGAGGUAUUCCUGAGAUGAACAUCUUUUCCCUUGCAGUUUGUCGUCAUGCUUUUGCAGUUCAUGGAGUAGGAGUCUGAGAACCCGUGUUCUACAACAGCAUGUCUCUGGCAUUAGAUCCACAGUAGCAGGAAAUGGAGCAGAAGCAGCAGCUGGCUGCUCUCCAUUAACGAGGAGCUGGUGUCCCCUACUAUGUGUGUCAACGGGAGAUCUUGUUGCUAUGCCCUUACCCUACCAGCACAUCCUUUCUCAAGGCAGGGGCAAAUGUAAAUGUGUUCAGUGUCAUUUUGGGCGUUGUGGACCUGUCUAGUCAAGCCCUCAGGUCAUGCUGAGUAAAGGUACUCGUGUCUUUUAACUCCCAAGUGAUAUCUACCAGACUUUUGCAUUAGUCUUAAAUAGCUUUAUGUGUCAAAUGGCAGAAGCUGUCUGUGUUUAAACAGAUAAAUCCUGUUGCCCUUUCUCUGUACAGUCAGGAAAGUGACUUUCUUGCAGAACUGGUUGCAGGGUUUUUCCACCCAUUCUGGGGAGCUGACUCCCCAGUCAGCUGGAAAAUGAAGAAAUACAGGUAAGUAGGGGAGUGUACCUUCUUUACAAGCAGCCAUUGCUCAAGGGGUUGUGUAGGUUUAUGUGUUGAAGAGUGAUGGUAGAAAAGUUCUAAAUGUUUCGGGAGUAGAAGCCGCUACUCUCUUCCCUGUUGGCAGGAGCAUGCCCUUCCCACUCAGUUUCUUGACUCCUAAUGUCAAGGAUAUUGCUAAUGUGUAUUUCCUUCUGUUCAUUUGCAAUUACUUUUAGGUUUUCAGUGGCACACUAAGUUCUAUUAUAUUUAAAAAUAAUGUUUCUUGUAUAUUUUGAAGCCUUUUUGUAAUUAAACAGUAUACUGAAUUAGCUGCUUGAUAGCAUGCUCAGCUAAGCAGUAAACAAGGAAAAUACCUCUCAAUAAAUGUACUCCAAAAUUGAGCAAAUUUCCUGUGCAGUUCCUUUAGCUAAGUCACUUUCCUGUUCUUUUCCAAUGUUAUCCAAAGUAAAUUUUGUUCUU